AUGGCCGACCCCGUGUGGACUGAUGGGAUCUUGCUCAAGAUUGCGAAUGUAAUCACAUAUCUGUUCUUUUUGGGCUCGAACUUGUAUACGGUCGCUGCCCCAAACGAUAUUUACUACACUGGAAAGGAGACGUAUAUCACGCCAGCUCCAUGGGCAUUCCUCAUUUGGUCUUUGAUUCACUUGCUGCUUCUUGGAACCGUCAUCUACCAAUUCUUCCCCGCCGGCAAGCGUGUUAUCAUUGAUGGUAUCUCAUGGAGAUUCCCCCUACUUGGCCUCCUGAACGCCAUCUACGUCAACCUCUGGGCAAGCCACCACUACAUUAUUGCUUUUGUGUUCUCGCUCUUCGUCAGCUCCGCAGUUACUCACAUUUACUACAUCGUCAAAAAACAUCACUCCCCGCAAAGUGCUGCUGACGAAGUCUUCGUUCACUUGCCGUUCUCACUUUACCACGGUUGGACAACUGUGCUUGUCAUCUUGACUGCCUUCGAGGCGUUUGGUGUUAGCGCCUUUGACCACAAGGCUGGCGUUUGGACCAAAGUUUUCGUCUUUCUCGCAUUGUUCUUCCUCGAGGGCACGGCUGCCGCAUACGCUUUCUCCACUCCCGAGGGCGAUCUCCCAGCGUCGGUCGCUAUUGCCUGGUCGCUCUGGGCCAUCUUCUCUCACCAAAGGUCUUCGGCUUUCAUCCACUGGUCGGCACUCGCUUUCGCCAUCCUUUCGUUGUUCUGGGUGGUCAAGGGUGCCUACGGGCUCUGGGCCACUAGCGGCGGACGCGUAAGACUCGAUGAUGAGGAACGCGCACCCCUUGUCGGCUCGUCGUAA
Messenger RNA from Pleurotus ostreatus (oyster mushroom), 819 nucleotides. RefSeq lists its product as uncharacterized. NCBI's taxonomy places the organism in Eukaryota, Fungi, Basidiomycota, Agaricomycetes, Agaricales, Pleurotaceae. The record is from RefSeq and is a predicted model, not a curated record. The coding region runs from base 1 to 819 and encodes 272 amino acids. The transcript is spliced from 6 exons.